AUGGGCGCUUUGGAUAAAGCCAUCUUGUUCUUCAAUGACAUGGAGAAGAAUGGAACGGAGCCAAAUUUGGUUACAUUCAAUACGCUUUUAACUGCACUCUACAGUAAGGGCCAGUUUUUAGACGGGGAAAGCAUGUGGGCUAGGAUGGAGAACAAGAACAUUGCUCCUGAUCUAAUAAGUUACAAUGCGAGGUUGCAAAGAAUGGUUCUAGAGAAGAGAAUUCAAGAUGGGAUUCAGUUGCUAGCUGAAAUGGAGGAGAAGGCAAUCAAGCCAAAUGUGGACAGUUACUAUAUUCUGAUUGAAGGCUUUUGUGAAGAUGGAGAUUUGGAGCAAGCCAAACAAUGGUAUUACAAAUUGAAGGACAACGAAGUUAAUCCAAAUGCAUCGAUCUACAGGACGCUUCUCCCCUUGUAUUGCGAGAAGGGUGAUUUUGAUUCUGGACUUCGACUGUGCAAGGAGUCCUUUGAUAAUGGAUUAGUUUUUCUUGCAGAGGAGGUGCAGCGUGUAGUUGAUGGAUUGAUUGAAGUUUCCAAGAUUGAAGAAGCUAAGGACCUUGUGGCGCUCUACAAUUCUCAUUCAAUUUUCAAAUUGAAAAUUCCUCAGAGCACUUGA
Cucumis sativus (cucumber) is the source of this 612-nucleotide messenger RNA. RefSeq names its product pentatricopeptide repeat-containing protein At1g55890, mitochondrial. The transcript has a single exon. Gene Ontology annotation, cellular component: chloroplast. The record is from RefSeq and is a predicted model, not a curated record. Bases 1 to 612 code for a protein of 203 amino acids. NCBI's taxonomy places the organism in Eukaryota, Viridiplantae, Streptophyta, Magnoliopsida, Cucurbitales, Cucurbitaceae. Gene Ontology annotation, molecular function: protein binding.